AUAAGGACAGCCCCUUCCUGCAAAAUAGGGGAGUUAACACAAGGAAGUGACUCAUGCAUGCCGCGUGCUGAUUGGAUGAGGGAAGAUCCUCCAGAUGGACUGCGGCUGCAAGCUCCAACCACAGGCUGCAACACAGGCAGUGAAUGACAGGGUUGUCCUCCCCACACUUGGUCCACUUUUUUCCCAAUAUCAUACUCAUCAUCCUUGGGAACAGCUCUGUAGGCUAUGACUGUGGCAGGACAAGGCACCCGGACCAGACGGAGGAUCGACACCUUCUGGUUUCUGGUAUAAACUGUCCGGAGCGGACCAGAGCAGCACGUCAAAACAUCAGCAGAACUAAUCAAUCAAUGAUGAGCGGCAUCAGAGGACGUGCAGUGAAAAUGCAGAAGCUGAUAUUUGAGCUGAUGGUGCUAGUGGGAGCCAUAGGUUUAAGUUCUGGUGCCAUUCAGAGACCUGACUAUGAUGACACACCUAACCCGGAGUUCCUCAACCCGUCCUGGAUGGCCAGCAUCCCCGAUGAUCAGCCUCUGUCUGAGGUCACCAUCCCUGGGACACACAACACCAUGGCCCUGUAUGGAGGUGUGUAUGCUGAGUGCCAGACCUGGAGCUUGGCCUCCCAACUCCGAGCCGGCGUACGCUUCCUUGACAUCCGUGUCCGGCACAUUAAGGGGAACCUCACCAUCCAUCACGGGGUUUCCUAUCAGCGGGCACACUUUGGCCAUGUGCUUGAAGGUGUGGCUGACUUCCUUCGAGAGUAUCCCAAUGAGACAGUGCUGAUGCGUUUGAAGGAGGAGUUCAGUGAGACGAAUGACAUAUACGGUGCUGCUGUGGACUACAUUAAUCGCUAUGCCCACUGGGACCUGCUGUGGCACAGCCGGCUUGUACCGACCAUGAGAGAGGCACGAGGGAAACUCAUCAUCCUGCAAGACUUUUCCGGGCCAGACUUAGGGAUGCGCUAUGGUUCCCUGGACAUAGCUGAUCACUGGAAGAUACCCACACUACUGCAUGUGGAGGAGAAGUGGCAGAGUGUCUAUAAACAUCUGGAGGCUGCACCUGUAGGAAUCAAGGCCCAGAUUUUUCUCACCUACAGCAGUGGAGCGGGCUUGUUUGCGUACCCCAGAGCUGUCGCUCAGCGCAUCAAUGCACAACUGUAUGGCUACCUGAGGGCCAAGACGGACCUGAACCAGAGCUUUGGAAUCAUAUGCAUGGACUUCCCAGCUGCUCCUAUUAUUCAAAUGAUCAUUGACUUCCAGCUGAAAGAUGUCAUAAAGACAAGACAGCUCCUUAACGCAGUACAUAGCAAGGGUUUGAAAUAUACAAUUUCUUCACUGAGAAAGAAGAUAAUCAAAUCAAGAAUGAGGGAACAGUAGAACAGGCAAUGGCUAUACAAUUAAUGAGGCAUCACUAUACACCAAAUACUGCAGUUGUAGCUCAGAUUUAAUAGUUGUAACCUUAUUGUAUCAAACAUGAUCUAACCUUGGAUAAACCGUCUUAUUGUGUGUUGUGUCAUUCACCGAAGAUACUGGAAACAAAAUAAAUGCCAAAUAAAAAUAAAUAAUAAAGUUUCAGGAAUACACUUCAGUGAA
Molecule: messenger RNA, 1586 nt
Organism: Etheostoma spectabile (orangethroat darter)
Lineage: Eukaryota; Metazoa; Chordata; Actinopteri; Perciformes; Percidae
Product: 1-phosphatidylinositol phosphodiesterase
Exons: 6
Coding region: 144-1370 (408 amino acids)
Biological process (GO): lipid metabolic process
Molecular function (GO): phosphoric diester hydrolase activity
Source: RefSeq, a predicted model, not a curated record